AAAAAAAAAAAAAGCAAUAGCUGGACUAUAAAAAUGAUAAUAAAAGAUUUUCCUAUCACAAACACAUCUCUUUUCCUUUUUCUUUUUUUAUUUCCAACUUUUUCUUUCUGUGUGUCAAUCCGGGGGUUUACUUUUUUAUUAUUAUCUAUUUAUUUAUCAUAUCAUGAAUAAUAAUAAUAAUUCAUCACCCCCACCUCUACCUCCACAUCAUAAUUAUCCAUAUAAUCCAUAUAUACAACCAUCUCCAACAUCAACUGCUAUAUCACAAUAUUCUAUUGAUGAUGAAAAAUAUCAUCAUCCGACUGGUAGAGGAAGCAAAUGCAAGGCCAUCAGCACGAGGUUUAUCAAGAUUGCAACAAGACAUUGAAUCGACUUACUCCAGCGAAAAACAUGUACAACGACGACGGACGGCAUUGAAGGACCGGCACUGUUGUAUUCGGUGUUGUUGUUGUGCCUGUUUUCCUAAAUGGGCUCGAUAUGUUAUCUGGACUUUUAUCAUUGCCAUCCUUAUUGUCAUCAUCAUCAUUGGUUCCAUCUUUGCUACAUUUAAAAUGCCCACGUUUGGAUUUGUUGGUUUGGCCGAUAGUAAUUCAUCCACUUUGUCCACUUCGAAUUUCCAGGUCAAUGAUGGUCGAUUCAACUUUAAUUUUGGUCUACGCAUCAAUGUUUACAAUCCAAAUAUCUUUCCUUUACAUUUUUCAAAUAUGAAUGCAACGGCUUAUUACCCAUCCGAUAACAAUCCAGACAUCAAAACACUCAUUGGAGGUGGAUUCUUACAAAGUCAAUGGAUUCCUAAACAAACCAAUUUGACAUUUACUUAUCCUUUCCAAAUUGAAUACGAUCCUUCUCUUGAUGCUGAUCAAAGUGUGUUGAAUAGUUUGACAGACAAGUGUGGCCUGACUGGGAAUCCAGCUCAAGAUCUUUCCAUUGAUUACACCAUUGAACUUGCCGCUUCAGCUUUAUUUGUUACUCUACAUCCUACCAUUGCUUCUUCUGCUCAAUUCCCAUGUCCUCUCAAUUCUGAAAUGCUUCAAGGUGAUACCUCUGGAUAAAAUAUUGAUGAAUGAAUUUUUGAAUAGAUAGAUAUAUAGAAAUGUAAAUUUAUUUUUUUUUUUUUUACUAUUAUUAUUUUGUAUUCUUCAUUUUUUCCUGUUGUGCUCAUCAUCAGAUACCCCCCCCUCCUCAUUUGAAAUGACAAAAAUAAAAAACAAACAAACAAUUACUGCUAUUUUUUUACCAUGAGUAGAUAACAUCCUCCAUCACCAUCACUACAAUGUAGACCAAAGCAUGAUGGGUACAUAAACAUGACCGACAGAAAAAGGGGGGAUGAUCAUACAACUCGCCACUGUUGACAUAUGUUAAAGACUUCCCAUCUAUGUGUAUUCUAAAAAAAAGGGUCAUCUUUCCCAAAAU
This is a messenger RNA of Halteromyces radiatus, 1413 nucleotides long. RefSeq lists its product as uncharacterized. The transcript is spliced from 4 exons. The record is from RefSeq and is a predicted model, not a curated record. NCBI's taxonomy places the organism in Eukaryota, Fungi, Mucoromycota, Mucoromycetes, Mucorales, Cunninghamellaceae. Bases 279 to 1052 code for a protein of 257 amino acids.